This is a messenger RNA of Musa acuminata AAA Group (dessert banana), 1485 nucleotides long. RefSeq names its product serine/threonine-protein kinase SAPK7. Gene Ontology annotation, biological process: intracellular signal transduction; protein phosphorylation. The record is from RefSeq and is a predicted model, not a curated record. Gene Ontology annotation, molecular function: ATP binding; protein serine/threonine kinase activity. The coding region runs from base 236 to 1222 and encodes 328 amino acids. Lineage: Eukaryota; Viridiplantae; Streptophyta; Magnoliopsida; Zingiberales; Musaceae. The transcript has 9 exons.
CCCCCGGAAAGCGGUGAUCGAAGGAAGGCGAGCGCGACGCAGAGAUAUACCCGAGAUUCUUCCUCACACGAUUCGCAUCGUAGAAGACGACGACCGAGAGGUAGAAGGCCGGAUUCCUCUUCCUCCUCCUCGGUUGGUCUUUGGCCGAGCCUCGACGAGCAUCGGGCUUUCGUCGUCGCGCAAAGAUCGGCUGAUCGACCUCUACCCCCGGGGAAGAUUGCCGGAAGGCAAGGGGAUGGAGAAGUACGAGGUGGUGAGAGAUAUCGGGUCGGGGAACUCUGGAGUCGCCCGGUUGAUGCGGAACAAGGAGACCAAGGAGCUCGUCGCCAUGAAGUACAUCCCUAGAGGUGAAAAGAUCGAUGAGAAGGUGGCGAGGGAGAUCAUCAAUCACCGGUCGCUUCGGCAUCCCAAUAUUAUCAGAUUCAAGGAGGUUGUGCUCACGCCCACGCAUCUGGGGAUCGUCAUGGAGUACGCCGCCGGUGGAGAGCUCUUCGAGCGGAUCUGCGUGACGGGAAGAUUCAGCGAGGACGAGGCGAGGUACUUCUUUCAGCAGCUCAUCUGCGGCGUCAGCUACUGCCACUUCAUGCAAAUUUGCCAUCGAGACCUGAAGAUGGAGAACACUCUGCUUGAUGGCAGCCCGGCACCUCGACUCAAGAUCUGCGACUUUGGUUACUCUAAGUCAUCUGUGCUUCACUCGCGGCCGAAAUCGACGGUGGGAAGCCCUGCAUACAUUGCUCCUGAGGUCCUCUCCCAGCGAGAGUACGAUGGAAAGAUGGCAGAUGUAUGGUCCUGUGGUGUUACAUUAUAUGUGAUGUUGGUGGGAGCCUACCCCUUUGAAGACCCAGAUGACAAGAAAAAUUUCAGGAAGACCAUUGAGAGAAUAAGGAGUGUUCAGUACAAGAUACCCGAAUAUGUUCAUCUCUCCCAGGACUGCAGGCAUCUUCUCUCUCGGAUCUUUGUGGCCAACCCUGCAAAGAGGAUAACGAUCAAGGAGAUAAGGGAACACCUUUGGUUCUUGAAAAAUUUGCCUAGAGAGCUAACAGAAGCAGCACAAGCAACGUACCGCAAGAAGGAUGACAACAUGCCCACCUAUUCCCUUCAGAGUGUGGCAGAUAUAACUCAGAUCGUCAGGAUGGCAAGGGUUCCACCAUCAUCAGCUUUCGAUGCAGGCUUCAGCUGGCCUGACGAUGAAGAGGAGCCGCAGGAGGGCAAGCAAGAGUAACUGCACAAUGAAGCAGAGGAAGAAGACGAGCAUGACAAGCCAAAAAAAUAGUGGGCUGGCUACACCCAACUGGUUGAUUUCCCCCAGAGGCAAAAAAAAGCAACAAAAAAAGGAAAAAAAAAAAAAAAAAAGAGGAAGGAAAGAAAGAAACAGUGUUCAAUAUUCUUCGUGGUUACUUUUGUCCUUGUUUCUUUCGCUACAUGUUUAUAAUGAAUGAUCUUUUAUCUUGUACUUCUUAUCAUAUGAAUACGUUCUGUGCAUAA